AUGAAGAGCAUCAGGAACUCAUCUGUUCAACUUUUUCUUUUUGUUGGAGUGGCUAUCUUUAUUACGUUUGCCAUGAUUUCUGUAGAGGCAAGAAAGCAUCACAACAACAGAAACAAACCUCAUAAGCACCUCAAAGACAACGGUAGCAAGGGCCACAAUGCUCCAGACCCAGCAACAAAAAUUCCAGGCCCCGCUCCAGCCCCUCUUCCUCAUUAUGGCUCUUAUCCUACUCACUCCACCAUUUUUGACGUUUUGUCAUUUGGAGCCAAGGGUGAUGGGGUUUCAGAUGAUUCGAAGGCACUUUUAGCAGCAUGGAAAGCUGCCUGCAAGGUAUCUGGGGCUAUAGUGGAAAUCCCAGCUGAAUUCAAGUUCCUCAUCAAGCCCAUAACUCUCCAAGGUCCAUGCAUGCCUCACCUUGUACUUGAGAUAGAUGGCAUUCUAUUAGCUCCCCAACAAGUAGGUGCUUGGCCUAAAACCGGUUUGUUUCAGUGGAUAAACUUCAAAUGGGUUCAUGACUUCACCAUUCAAGGUACUGGAAAAGUUGAUGGUCAAGGAUCUGACUGGUGGAGUCCCUCUGCAGUCUACUAUAUCCAGAAGAAAUUCAAACACAAUCCAGAUAUGAAACCAACCGCUUUGAGAUUCUAUGACAGCCAUAAUGUCACAGUUCGCGACAUCGAAAUCAGGAACAGUCCUCAAUGCCAUCUCAAAUUUGACAGCUCUAGUGGGAUCAGAGUCAAUAACAUUACGAUUAAUUCACCAGAGGAUAGUCCAAACACCGAUGGCAUUCACCUGCAGAAUGCAAAAGAUGUAGAAAUUCAGCACUCUAAUAUUGGAUGUGGGGAUGAUUGUGUAUCCAUACAAACCGGUUGCUCUAAUAUUCAUGUCCAUCACAUUCACUGUGGCCCUGGACAUGGUAUAAGUCUAGGAGGGCUUGGAAAGGAUAAAAGUGUUGCAUGUGUCUCGGAUAUUGUUGUAGAGAAAAUCUCACUGCAAAAUACUCUGUCUGGAGUUAGAAUAAAGACAUGGCAGGGAGGUAUUGGAUCGGUAAAGAAUGUGACAUUUUCCAAUAUUGAAGUAUCAGAUGUGAAGUAUCCUGUAAUAAUUGAUCAGUUCUAUUGUGACAAGAAAACCUGCAAGAACCAUACAGAUGCUGUGGCAAUAUCUGGUGUGAAAUAUGACGGAAUAAUAGGGAGUUACUCAGUGCAACCAAUUCAUCUAGCAUGUAGCAAUCACUUGCCAUGCACCGAUGUUGAUCUGAUAAAUAUUCAGUUGAAGCCCAUAUCCAAUGGUUAUCGAGGUUUUCGACAGGCUCUGUGUUGGAACUCUUAUGGGAAAUCACAAGCACCCUUACUUCCUUCUAGCAUAGACUAUUGCUUGAGAACCGAAAGUGGGUCUGUUAAGGGAACUGCGAGGUCACAUCAUGAGCAUAUUUGUUAG
Molecule: messenger RNA, 1437 nt
Organism: Dovyalis caffra
Lineage: Eukaryota; Viridiplantae; Streptophyta; Magnoliopsida; Malpighiales; Salicaceae
Source: the annotation of a GenBank genome assembly